Pyrus x bretschneideri (Chinese white pear) is the source of this 2054-nucleotide messenger RNA. RefSeq lists its product as uncharacterized. The record is from RefSeq and is a predicted model, not a curated record. Bases 942 to 1337 code for a protein of 131 amino acids. NCBI's taxonomy places the organism in Eukaryota, Viridiplantae, Streptophyta, Magnoliopsida, Rosales, Rosaceae. The transcript has 4 exons.
UAUUUUCAGUAAAACGCUUUCACUGGUUUAAAAUACACUUUCAAAUGAGGUGCUUGUCAAUCAUUUACCCCUUAAACCCUAGAGUCCCGUUGCAUAGAAUUAGGGUUUUCCUUCAGCUCAUCUCCUUCUCUAUCACAUUCCUCACCGAAGCACAAAUUGGUCGCAUUUCAGCAUUCAACCAUGGCUCUCCCUCUAAUUGGCUCCACAAAUUCUCCAGAUACGACCAACAUGAAAACUCUAAUCGGCAAAAACUACGACCUCAAGCUAACCCAAUCAAUCCAAAACCUUUUAUCCGAAAUUGACAAGCAAAACCGCAAAUUCUCUGACUUUAUUGAGGAAUUCUACGAAUUGAUGCAAACCCGAGUCGACCCGCAUCUCGAAUUCAUCUGGGUCUCCGCCGCAUUGACCUUUCAGGGCCGGAAUCAUCCGAAAGACGAUCCUUUGGAUCGAGUGUCAGCCGCAGAGGACUUAUUUCAGCUGCUGUCCAUGUGCUCUGCUUCUUGCGGUUCUUCGAAGAGUGUCGCGCUGCUCGCUCCGGUGGUUCGCAAGGUGUACAAUGUGUCUGUUGAUUUGUUUAGGAGGGACUUGUCGUUAAAGAGAGAGAAGAAAGUGAUGAGAAAGGUUAGGCAUUUUGUGGGAACGAUUCUUGGUUAUAUUAAUUUGUGUUCUUGUUAGGAUUCGGGUGAGAGUGAUGGGUUGAUUACAGUGAUGGGAUUAAUUCGUGUUUGGAUGAACUCAAAUGGGGGUUGGAAUCUUUCUUGCCCUUAGUGAGCUAUGACAUUUUUGGAGGGCUUAGUGAGGGAGAAUGUGAUGUGAAUUACUUGGCUGGAGUCGUUAUUGCAGAGUGUUUUUGUUGAAACUCUGCUUGGAUUUCAAAGUCUUGGACUUCGUGGAAGGAGUUGGAGAAGGAGUUAAGCACUUGGGCUAUUGGUUCCGUUACCAUGUUUCAGAACUGUUAUCUUUUCGAUGUCCUUUUGAGGAUGCUGCUGGAGGAGACUUUGCCUGUUACCUCCCUAUUGAGUAAUGAAGAUGAAGUUUUGUUGAGAAAAGUGUUGUAUGAUGCCAUCGUAUUGGUUGAGUAUUCGUUCCUCAACCCUGACCCCGAGAGAGUGAUUCACGUACCUGCUGAGCUCAUGAAAAGUAUUGCCAUGGAAAGAUUGAUCGUUGCUCAUGAAGCAGUGGAAUAUUUUAGGGAGAACCGGGAUCAGAGGAGAGCCGUCUCUUAUGUAAACGCAUUUUCUGGUUCAAAGUUACCUUCUCAAAUAAUUAAAUGGGUAAAGAAACAGAUUUAUGUGGAUGAUGGUGCAAUCAGGUUCAAUUUUGCAGGUUUUUAUUAAAGCUCUCUCUAAUAUUGAUCUAAUUAUCCAGAAUGGCUUCUUAACCUUGAGGAUCGAGGCUUCAAAUUAUUUGGUGAUAGCAUUGUGAAGUUUCGUACCAAACUGGCUCUUGAUGUAUCCAAAUCAGACUCCUUGCAACCAGCAGCUUCGAAGUUGGAUGGCAAGAAAGUGGAUGACGAACUUUUUUACAUAGAUAACAAGGGAGAAGAUGAACACAAAGAUGAGGAAGAUGAAAAGGUGAACAGAUCCACGAAUGCUGUAUUUGUGGAUGCUGCACAUGCAAUGACAUCGUCGGAGAAAAGGGGAAGAAAACGAAAAGGGAAAAACGCUGAGAAGAAGGAGAAGAUAAAAUUUGUUAAGUAUGACCUUCAUCAGAAAUCCGACUCAGCUGGUGGGAGGCCCUCACUUAUCAGCAACGAUAGCAUAAACAGUGGGAGUGAAGCUGAGAAUCCACAUUCCGACGAGGAUACAGAAUGAGAAGAGCAGUAAUGUCAUUGCUUAGGAGAUCCAUGAAAAUGUAUACUAUACUAUCGUAGGGUGACGCUGCACCGUCCCGUACCGUACCAGUUUUGUUGUUAUUUUAGUAGUCAUUAAAUAGGGCAUGUCGCAUUUUUGGUGUAACUUAUUUUUCUUGAUGGGACAUGUCACAUUUGUUGUGCAAUAGUGAGGAAUAUAAACAUCUUGGUGAAGCAUAAAAUUUUGGUGCUACUUUGGACA